AUGGAGCAAUCUCGUGCUUCAAUAAUCCGUAGUUUGGAGUCGGAGGAUAGGUACGUUUAUGAGCUGCAUAAAAGGCGUCAUCGUCCCUCUACAUCCUAUCCGUCCACCGACUAUGAAAACGACACGCGCAUAUCUCUCGAGCUUGAUGCGGUUCGCACCGUUCGCUCCAUUCUGCAGUUGAAGGAUGCCGGUGAAAUGGGUUACCCGCUGAAGCCGUUUCUUCCACCUUAUGGGGCUACACACGAUUGUUCGUGUCAUACGAAUACUUCGGACCCUUGUAACAGUGUUUUAUGCACUCGCAUAAACUUGCGUAGCCCUCCAUUUUUUCCGGUUAAAGGUAUGGGUUCACCGGAUGUCGCCUUGGGCCAUUGCGAAGUCAGUGUCAACAUCCCUUGUUUAGGUGAUACGCCAGUUAAUGAUAAUAAACCCAUGACCCAUCCUGAUGCUCGUGUACCAAAGGCAACUGUUGGGGGAAUUCCAGCCAAUCUUGCUUCGUCCGAAAGAUCUGUUGCGCAGCGUGACGAUGGUGAAUCAUCAGAAUUCUCAAAAAAUACGGGUUCUAUUGAGCCAAAGUUCGUGAAUGGGGGAAAAUCUCAUGUUGAACAAGAUGUGAGAACGCUGUUGACAGCCGAUACUUUACCGAAAGGACCAUCACAACCUGAAGAUGAGCCACCCACCUCCAACGUGCCAGGACAGGAUGCGUCUGAGGAUAAGGAUCCCAUAUCUAUUGUCACAUCUCCAAAUGAUACUGAAACAUCAGACGUAACCGCCGAGAGGCCCAUUGAGAUAUCCAGCCCUGAUGUUGGUACGGGAACCCGUGUUGAGGAUGAUUCCGAUUCCAUUUCUGCAGCUGAAGCCGUGCAUGAAUAUCAGCAUUCCGAUACGGAUGAUGUGUAUACUGAUGUGAAGCCUCUACAAGCAGCCGAUGAUACGCCAGAGUUCUCAUCCCAGUCAUCGGAUUCACCAUCCGCGCGCGAAGCAGUUCGCGGUUCGUCGGUGGAUUCUUCGCCAAUACGUUCACCUCGUCAUGCCCCAUGUGACACAGCACUCCAAGAUGCGCCAAUUUCAAAGCAAUCAUCUUUAGACAUGUGUGAUGAUACGGCGGCUGUCAUCGACCAUGACGCUCAUGUUGAGGCUUCACCAGAUACGGUGUCUGCGACUCCGCCAACCUGCCUGCGCACCGGAACGUUGGAUACAACACGUUCCAUUUCCAAAGGUGAUACUGUGGAAGCAUCGGAACCUGAUAUCGUAUCAAGCCGUACAGAAAGCAACACAUUUCAUUCUGAAACGGAUGGGGGUAGUGUACUAGAUUCAGAGCAGGAUGGCGUUAGCGACGUGGAAAAUUCGAUCGAUUCUGUUGAUAUCGACAAGUGCGAUGAAGGUGCGACCGCUUCGAUCACACCAGAUGAUGAGGCAACUCUAACUAAACUUGUGAACCGUGCGGAGGAUUCAGGCCUAGGUUCUCCAACGCCAUGUAGCGCAUCCUCGGUUUCAGUUGGUGAAACAAAAACAGCAGACAGUAUUGCGGCUUCUACCAGUCCAAAGUUGCAGUCCGCUAUGACUUCAGUUGAUUCACCACCACUAAGCUCUGGUCGGCUAGGCAGCGAUGCAACACUUGCCGCUCCAUCCACACCUGCAAGCGUGGACAGCUAUAUCCAAAGCGAUGUCGCAAGCGGAAGGGCAUCCGCGCGAUCCGUUGUAAACAGCAGCCAUGCCUCUUCACCUCGUUUAGAAGUUCCGGAGCACCAACAGGUUGUAGAUAUGGCUGAGGAUACGCUUUAUACUACUGAGUCAACGAUUACUGAGGAAGCAACAACUAGUGACACGCUAACCACGGUAGCUGCCCCCGUGCCGAUGCAGGACAUUAAGGAUGGCGAUUCAUCAGCUGAUGAGGUAGAAGCCACACCAGCAGCGUCUUCCGUUGUCACGUCUAGAUCUAUUUCGGUGUCGGCAGAUGAUGGCGUACAAGUUGAUUCAUCCGUUGAGGAGCCAUCAAAUCAGGUGAGUCGCACCCCAACCGACAUAAGAACGUCAGAAACGGAUGAGCAGGAGUCCGAUUUACAGUUGCCAAUAACGUCUCAAUCUUCAUCACAUCUUGGAGAUGAAGUGGUAAGCGAACCCUUGGCAAGCUCACCACACGUUGCCACCGUUGAGGAUGUUGUUCAAUUGCCCACCGAAUCUGUUGAAAUUAUCCAACCUUCUGCCGAUACCGUGGAUAAUGAUGCCGUCGAAACGUAUAAUGAGACUGUUGAGUACAUUUCCCAGCCGUCAACGGAUACAGUGGAAGCAGAUGAUGUACUAGCAUCUACCGAUACUUUGAAUGAGUCUGUUACCGAAACGUCUACCUGCACUGUUGAAGAUGUCCAGCCGCCUGAGGAGACUGUCGAAGCGGACGUUAUACUACCGUCGGUCACCACUGUGGAUGUGGAAGUCACCGAAACGACUGAGAGUAUUGUCGAAGAACGCACCGAUGUUGUGGAGGAUGCCACAGCAUCAUCUACGGAUAAUAAUGUGGAUGUUAUUGAACCACCCAUCGGGCCUGUAGAAGUGGACAGUAACCAACAACAUACUGAGGACGUGGAAGAUAGUGUUAUUGAAACGUCCGCUGAGGCAGUUGAGGGGGAUGCCAAUGAAUCAUCCACCGAGACUGCUGAGGAAUUUGUUCAACCGCCUAUUGAUAUUGUAAAUGUGGACGUUGUUCAACCUAUAGAAACUGCGAAUGAGAAUGUCAUCGACGCACCCGCAGAUAAUGUGGAUGAUAAUAUCAUCGAUUGCAUUGAGAACGUUGCCCAACAGCCUCAAGAUACUGCGAAUGUAAAUGUUCUCCAACCAUCUACCGAAAAUGCAGGGGAUGGUACUCCACGGUCUGCUGAUACUGUGGGUGAUAAUGUGGCGGAAAUACCGGCUGAAACUGUGGAUGGGUGUUUUAGGGAAUCACCUACUGAGACUGAGGACGCGGAUGAUGUACGAGCAUGCGAUGAUACUGUAGAGGACAGUGUCACCGAUAUUGUAGAGAACGCCACCGAAGCCCUCGCCGAUACUUCUGAGGUUGUACAAUCGUCCACUGAUACCGUUAAGGAUGACAUUCAACAUCCUAUAGAAUCUGUGGAUGAGAAUGGUGACGAAACAUCUGCUGAUACUGUUCAGGAGGGCGUUAUUCAACCCACGGAAACUAUGGAUGCGGAAAAUACGCAACCACAUACUGACGCUACGGAAGCACGGGACAUACUAGUAUCGACUGUUACUGGGGAGUCUCACACUAAUGAGACAAUUUCCGAAGAGGUAGCUGAAUGUUCAUAUGCUGAGACAUGCAAUGAUGUGUCUCAAGCGGUGGAUAAUAUGCGCACCCAGCGUGUUGGUGAUUUUGCUCUCCCUGCAAUUCACACCAUAACUCUUUCGCGGAUGGCGAGUGUUAUUUCGCAGAAAUCCGUUGAAACACCGGAGGCAUCAGUGUUAGAGAAGCAAACCCCACGGGAAGCUCUAAAUGAUUUGCGCCUACCUGAUUUAGGCUUGUCUUCCGCGAGGAGUGAUACGGUCAAUGCAGACGCACCAUUACCACAGUCUCCCUCCGCAACAUAUACUUCCUUGGCAUUGAAUUAUGACAACAUACGGGCUUUGUCAUCACGGUUUUCAAGCCUAGCACCCGGCGAGAGCAGUGUGCCUGCCGCUGAGUCACCGAUUUCUUACAGGCGUGAGGAUACGCUGAGUAACAUGGAAUCAUCCCCGUCGGUGAUUGCCAAUGAUGCUGCAGAUAUUGGUUUUUCAAAUAUAAGUGCGGAGGACUCGGACUCCCAGCCGGUAGAUGCCAGUUUGGAAAACUCGCCAAUUCGCGUUCCACAUGAAGUUGAGAGUCAGAACAUUGAGCCGGAGUCCAAGGAUACAUCAUCCCUAUUAGGUGGAGUAGAUGAACGCAACGGUGAUGAGAAUUCGUCUCCGAACAUGACCAAGCAAUCUUCUGAGGAUGCGGCGGAUGUUGCAGAGGGCAUUAAGGAUAAUGUGCAAAGUCACCCCGCUUCCGAGGUAUCGGACAAUGAUGUAGAACAAUCGAAACGUGUGCCCUUGGCUCAAGAUUGUGAAACACCACACGCUGUUGAUGUUGAUUCAGUUGUGAGCACUAACUCCGAUGACCAAAAGGUUGACGUUACUGAGGACACGCAUCCGUCGGAGGGUAACACCGUGGUCGACUCCGCAAUGGAGGCUGUUAAUAUAAGUGACUCUCCUGCCGAAGCAACUUCACCGCGCAGCGUAGUCAGUGAGCGCUGCACCGAAGAGGUGGAAUCGGUAAAUUGCGAGGAGGCGACCACCGUAUCAGAAGAAUGCCCUGCGGUAACCGAUGACUCGCCAUCUUCCGCAUUAAGUCAAGAAUUGACAAACACCGAUGCUGUUACCACGGACGAACCUGCAGAUGCUCUCAACGAUCAUGAAGAUCCAUUGGUACCCAGCAGCGAUUCUGCCGAUGUCCGGGUGUCCGAGGCUGAGGAAAAGGAGCUGAAGCCAGAAGAGGGUGGGAGUCUGACAACAAUGAAUAUCUCACCUGAUACGGAGCCGCCUUCGUCUAAUUUGCAAACAGAUGAAUUGACUACGUCGAACGCUGAGCCGAAUGAGACUGCGGCCCAGUCUGAAGCCAGCGAUGCGGAAAAUGUUGAUACCAAGGAAGCAUGCGACAAUAUUCCUUCCGCUGUCGUAUCCGCUGAAUCAUCACAUCCAACCCCUCGGUCUGAAGAUUCUUUGGUCACCGACGCCCGCAUCCAAUCCGAGUCCGAAGCAUCUGCGUCCCCUCUGCCGUCGGAGCCGACGCCCGUAUCGGAGAGUGUUGGUGAUGUGGGCCGUGAGCCUGACAUAUCGGUACAAAGCACUGCUUCGUAUUGUGAUAUUAACGGCAACAUCCGUCGUUCGUUGUCUAAUGGUUCCGAAUCUGCCGCAGGUGAUAACGGGACUGUUACCACGCAUGACCAGGACGUAGCAUCGACAGAUGCUGUGCAGGCAGUAUCUGCCGAUGUAAAUACGCCAUCGGUUCCAGGAGAGCUUGUGGGGCAUGAACCAAUUGCCGAGACCAGUUCAGAGAUUGCAGCUUCCAACAGUGCAGCUAGGUCCAGGUCACCGUCACCGACGUCCGGCGUCGUGCAGGAAGAACUUUCCGAGGCUGCUCGCUUAUCCAAUGGAGAAGAUGCGGUAGAUGACGCAGCUAUUUUGUCGUCCGUGAUUUCCGAAAGCGAAUCUGUUGCUUCACAGUUGAUCUCGGAAUCUCCAAGGAGCGAUGCGACGCCGCAACUGGAGAGUGACUACGUUACGGAUAACGCUACGUCCUAUUCCGACGACUCGCCCUUUUCGGAUGAGAGCUCGGGUGGCCGCAGCUUACAAGAUUCACCACGUGUGGAGGGAGAAGGCAACGUUGCCUUAGGCAAGCCUAAGAAGGCGAAGGCUAACGUGAAGGUCGGUGAUGCGUCCGAUGUAUCUGCCGACUUAUCUUCGGAGGACAGCGCAGGGUACCACACCGACGCUUUGGUGACGGAUGAAGAAGAUGCGUCUCGCCAGUUGAGCGCCUCCUUCUGCAGUGCAAGGCGACAGAGCAGACGCUGA
This is a messenger RNA of Babesia ovata, 5580 nucleotides long. RefSeq lists its product as uncharacterized. Lineage: Eukaryota; Apicomplexa; Aconoidasida; Piroplasmida; Babesiidae. The transcript is spliced from 2 exons. The record is from RefSeq and is a predicted model, not a curated record. The coding region runs from base 1 to 5580 and encodes 1859 amino acids.